This is a messenger RNA of Sugiyamaella lignohabitans, 1044 nucleotides long. RefSeq lists its product as uncharacterized. The coding region runs from base 1 to 1044 and encodes 347 amino acids. The transcript has a single exon. Gene Ontology annotation, biological process: carbohydrate metabolic process. Lineage: Eukaryota; Fungi; Ascomycota; Dipodascomycetes; Dipodascales; Trichomonascaceae. Gene Ontology annotation, molecular function: hydrolase activity, hydrolyzing O-glycosyl compounds. The record is from RefSeq and is a predicted model, not a curated record.
AUGCAAUUUGAAGUCAUCACUGCCUUUAUCUGCCUCGCUUGGCUUGCGAAAGCCACUCCGGUUCCCCUAGAGGAACGUGCAAGUUCCUCGCUCAACUCCAUUGCCGUUGCAGCUGGCAAGAAGUUUUUCGGUACGGCCACCAACCAAGACCAGUUUAACGAUGCAUCCUAUGUAGAUGUUAUGCUCGCACAAUUUGGCUCUCUUACUCCUGCUAAUGUACAGAAGUGGCAGUACACUGAACCAAGUCAAGGAAGUUAUGAUUACUCUCAGGGUGACUCAUUUGCAAGUUACGCAGCUGAGAAUGGCAAGAUAUUAUGCUGUGAUAACCUCGUAUGGUACCAGCAGUACCCCUCCUGGAUAGACUCGCAAAGCUGGACAGCCGAGUCUCUUAGUGAAGUGAUGACUAACCACAUUACUUCUGAAGUCAGUCACUACAAAGGAAAGUGCUAUUCUUGGAACGUUGUCAAUGAAGCUUUUAACGAUGAUGGAACCUGGAGAGAAAAUGUCUUCUACAAUACUAUUGGUGAAGACUACAUUGCUCAGAGUUUCGCUGCUGCCGCUGCUGCUGAUCCCAAUGCCAUUCUUUACUAUAAUGACUACAAUAUCGAGUCACCUGGUGCAAAGGCUACAGCCGUUGAAAACUUGAUUUCUUCCUUGAAGAGUCAAGGUAUUAAGAUUGAUGCAGUGGGACUUGAGAGUCAUUUUAUCGUCGGAGAAACACCCUCUUUGUCGCAACAGCAACAGCAGAUGCAAGCCUAUGCAAAUCUUGGUGUAGAUGUAUUUGUAACUGAACUCGAUGUCAGGUUCAGCUCUCUACCACCAACUGAACAAGGUCUUCAACAGCAGUCUGAAGACUACCAAGCAUCUGUUGGAGCUUGUGCUGCACUUGGAUCCAAAUGUCCUGCGAUUAGUGUUUGGGAUUUCGAUGAUACUUAUUCUUGGAUUCCCAGCACCUUUUCUGGUCAAGGUGAUGCCGAUUUGUACUGGGCCAAUCUGACUGCUAAGCCUGCACUUGCUGGAAUUGAAAGUGUGUUGGUUGCCUAG